AUGGCUCUCCUCACUGCGGCAGCCCGGCUCUGGGGAGCCAAGAACUCAUCCUGCAUUGUUCUUGCUGUCCAGCAUGCCAGUGCUUCUUCCACGAAUUUGAAAGAUGUAUUGAGCAAUCUGAUACCUAAGGAGCAGGCCAGAAUUAAAGCCUUCAGACAGCAACAUGGGAAGACAGUGGUUGGCCAAAUCACUGUGGAUAUGAUGUAUGGUGGCAUGAGAGGCAUGAAGGGACUCGUGUAUGAGACGUCGGUUCUCGAUCCUGAUGAGGGCAUACUUUUCCGAGGACAUAGUAUCCCUGAAUGCCAGAAACUACUGCCUAAGGCUAAGGGUGGGGAAGAACCCCUACCUGAGGGCCUAUUUUGGCUGCUGGUAACUGGACAGAUGCCAACAGAAGAACAGGUAUCUUGGCUCUGA
This is a messenger RNA of Chionomys nivalis (European snow vole), 414 nucleotides long. RefSeq names its product citrate synthase, mitochondrial-like. Gene Ontology annotation, biological process: carbohydrate metabolic process; tricarboxylic acid cycle. The transcript has a single exon. Gene Ontology annotation, cellular component: mitochondrial matrix. Lineage: Eukaryota; Metazoa; Chordata; Mammalia; Rodentia; Cricetidae. The record is from RefSeq and is a predicted model, not a curated record. Bases 1 to 414 code for a protein of 137 amino acids.